Chanos chanos (milkfish) is the source of this 2061-nucleotide messenger RNA. RefSeq names its product Rho guanine nucleotide exchange factor (GEF) 16 (gene arhgef16). Lineage: Eukaryota; Metazoa; Chordata; Actinopteri; Gonorynchiformes; Chanidae. Gene Ontology annotation, biological process: activation of GTPase activity. The transcript is spliced from 14 exons. Bases 1 to 2061 code for a protein of 686 amino acids. The record is from RefSeq and is a predicted model, not a curated record. Gene Ontology annotation, molecular function: guanyl-nucleotide exchange factor activity; protein binding.
AUGUCUCACAGCCAAUCCUCUGGCUCCAUGGAGGACCAAGUUCCUCUUGUAGUGGAGACACACAUUUCUGAGCUGCGUUUGGACAGCAGGUCCAGCUCAGACACAGAAACCGAUGAGUUCUCUAAACCACAGCGAUCUGCAUCAAACAUAGACCUGUCUGAGGCUGGCCAGCCAGGAGAGAUCACUCUCAGCACACAGAGUGCUGCCGCCCGCAAGCUGGGCACUCAGCAGCUCAUCCCCAAGAACCUGGCCUUGUCCAGCCGCACCAAGAAGCACCGUCAUCACCACACCACUGUCGUCACUCUGCCUGUCCAGCUGGAGAGCAACAAAACCCAGCGCUUUUCUCAUAAUCCGGAUCUUUCCUGGGAUGACUAUGACAGUGACGGUGACGGGCUCGCCCUGCGCAGGAAUCGCAGAAAUAAGUCGUACCGGGCAGCAGUGACCAGUCUGAACAUGGAUGACCUGGUGCUGAGUAGCGCUGCAGCCAAACUGAAUCCAGUGAAUGAGGAGAAGGCAGCCAGCCCACAGCCCGUACACAGAUCUAGACGCAAGAGAACUCUGGGGAGAAAAAGAAACCAGAGACAUGGAGGAUCCUUUAAAGAUGAGCCCAGACUGUACCAGCAGAUUAAAGAGCGCGGUUUACAGUCCAACAACGCUGAUGAGGAUGACUUCACCCAAUCACAGCCCCCAGACCCGGACCAGGGCAUUGUGGUCCAGAAUUACAGAGCCUCCUACAUCCCCUGGAGUCAGUUACCUCAGGUGAAGGAUUUGGGUAUUCUAGACAUCAUCUCUCCAGAGGAGCGAAAACGUCAGGAGGCCAUCUUUGAGAUCAUCACAUCCGAGUACUCCUACCAGCACAGUCUGUCCAUCCUGGUUCGCCACUUUAAGGAGAGUGACGCUCUGAGACGCACCAUGACCACGACUGAACAUCACCAUCUCUUCUCAAACAUCUCUGUGAUCCAGGCCAUCAGUAAACGUUUUUUCGAAGAUUUGGAGAAGCGACACCAGCACUACCCUGUGAUCCAGGACAUCAGCGAUAUAGUACAGAAUUAUGCCUCCCAACACUUCCAACCCUACAUCGUGUACUGCUCCAACGAGACCUUCCAGCAGAGAACUCUGCAGAAGCUACUGGCUAAUAACAAUGCUUUUAAGGAGGUGUUGAAACAGAUUGAAUCCAGUCCAGAGUGUGGAGGUCUACCAAUGAUUUCUUUUCUCAUUCUUCCAAUGCAGAGAGUCACCCGUCUACCACUGUUAUUGGAUACCAUCUGUCAGAAGACACCUGCUCAGACGGCUGAGUACUUUGCUGCAUGCUGGGCCCUGAAGGCCAUCAGUAAGCUGGUAAAGGCCUGUAAUGACGGAGCCAGGAGGAUGGAGAGGACUGAGCAGAUGUACACCAUCCAGAAACAGAUGGAAUUUGGCAAGAUCAAGCCAUUCCCCCUAGUGUCAUCCUCCCGUUGGCUGAGGAAGAGGGGGGAGCUGUCUGUAAAUAUGGAGGACCUCAGUAUCUUCUGGAAAGCCUUCAGCCAUAAGAGCUACUAUCUUUUUGUUUUCAACGAUGUACUUAUCGUCACCAAGAAGAAGGGGGAAGAGAGCUUUCUGGUGUUAGACUACGCCACUACAGAGAACGUGACAGUGGUAGAGGAGCCGACGGACACCAAGCAGACGUCCAGUCAUCUUUACCUCAGGCUGCGAAUGAAUCCAAACAGCGAGGGGCGCUGUGACCAGAUUCUCCUUGUGGCCGAAUCCAAGCUGGACAAAGCACGCUGGGUGACAGCACUGCGGGAUCACAGACAGACUGGAAACAGCGUCAACAAAGACGACCUGCUACAGUUUGAGGCGAAUAAAGCUUACAUGCCUAAAGAGCCAGAUGAGCUGAGCCUCCAGCAGGCUGAGCUGGUGAUUGUUCUCCAGCAGGUGGAAGGCUGGUGCUAUGGGGAAAGAAUGAGGGACGGGCAGAGAGGCUGGUUUCCUGCCAGCUGUGCCACUCAGAUCACCAACCGCACUGCCAUGGAGAGCAACAUCCAGAGAAUGGAGCGUCUACGCAAAGAGACCAAUGUGUGA